AUGGAAAAUGAGAGUAACUUACAAGUUACUUUCUCUAAGCGUCGUGCUGGUCUCUUCAAAAAGACUAUUGAACAUUGUACGCUAUGUGGUGCUAAAAUUGCCAUUGUGGUAUUUUCUCUAGGCAAGGCCAACAAAGUUUACUCCUUUGGCCACCCCUCAGUGGAGUUGUUGGUGAAUAGGUUCCUCGGGAGGGAUCUCCCUCCACCAAAUAAUGAAGGCCAUCAUAACCAUCUCCUCAGGAAUCAUCAAAAUGUUGUUCUUCGUGAGCUCAAUAAGGAGGUCAUGAACAUGGAGGAGAUUCUCCAAAUGGAGAAAUCUCGCGGAGAGUCCAUACUAGAAAUUAGGAGGAGAGAUAAUGGUAGUUGGUGGGAAUUUUUAAAGCAAGACGUUGAAAAAGAGGCACAACAACAGCAAAUGGUGACUAAUGUUGGACUCCCAUUUCUCACAUUUGGAAGUGCCCUGUCUCCUACUAAUGGUGCUAGGGCAAUUAGUUCUUCACAUGGACCCAAUGUUGGUGCACCCUUGGCUAAUAGGGCUUAG
Capsicum annuum is the source of this 540-nucleotide messenger RNA. Its product is annotated as agamous-like MADS-box protein AGL62. Bases 1 to 540 code for a protein of 179 amino acids. The record is from RefSeq and is a predicted model, not a curated record. Gene Ontology annotation, molecular function: RNA polymerase II cis-regulatory region sequence-specific DNA binding; protein dimerization activity; DNA-binding transcription factor activity, RNA polymerase II-specific. The transcript has a single exon. NCBI's taxonomy places the organism in Eukaryota, Viridiplantae, Streptophyta, Magnoliopsida, Solanales, Solanaceae. Gene Ontology annotation, biological process: regulation of transcription by RNA polymerase II.